This is a messenger RNA of Marchantia polymorpha subsp. ruderalis, 3319 nucleotides long. Lineage: Eukaryota; Viridiplantae; Streptophyta; Marchantiopsida; Marchantiales; Marchantiaceae. The record is from the annotation of a GenBank genome assembly.
UGGCCUUCUCGUGCUGCUCGUUCUCCCGUCUCCUCUGUCUAUCUCGUCGCAGAAGCAGCUGCUCCUUUCUCCUCUCCUCCUCUCCUUUCCUAUGCUCUUCGUUGUGCUGCGAGCCACACAGACGGCCGACUGACCCACUGACCGAGUGACUGAUUCCGUGCUUCGGGAUUCCUCGACGCGGACAAGCGCCGGAGGAGCGUAACUCGAAUCGAAGAGCCGCGGAGAGAAGUUAGCAGCGGAGGUCGAUCUUGUUGGAGACAAGCAGGAAGAGGAGGAAAGCAGAGGAGAGGAGAGCAGAGCAGAGGCGAGGAGACGAGGGCAGCGCAGCACAGUCGUGUGGAUGUUUGCUGGACGGUCUUGGAUCUUGUAGCAUUUGGUUUAGCAGGUGUAAAUUUCUUCUGGAGCAAUGCAAUGCGUGCAGGCUAGUUUUAGGCUAGAUUCGUGCAGCUGCUUGGAGGGUCAACACCACCGCGGGCCGGCGGGCUCUUCUGGAUUUGUUGGGGCUUCUGCUUCGACAGCUUCUCCAUCUUUUGUUGUGGUCGUGAAGCGGUCCCGAGGACGCCCUCAGGUUUCUGCCGUUGUGGGAGAGCGGGCUUCCAAAGGGCGUGCCACGUCGCUGCCGGAUUCCUCUUAUGGCCGACAAUAUGUCUGUAACAGUUUUGCGGAGCUCGGAAAGGAUCAUGAUAGAGUCGGGAGUAAAGGCUAUACUUUUAGUGAGCUGGCUAGCUUCGGAAGAGAACUCAAGGCCAACAGACAAAAUUUUUCUACGAAGUACUUGAGAAGAAAUGUUAGGAAGGAAAGAAGGGCUGGUGCAGUCGUCGAAGCCACUGUGGCUUCUAAACAGGAGAUAGUGCAGGUUCAUGGUUCAGGGGAUAAAUUUACAGACGAGGAGCGCGUAGGAGUGUUGUUGUUGAAUCUGGGUGGUCCGGAGACGCUUGAUGAUGUCCAACCAUUUCUCUACAAUCUCUUCGCUGAUCCUGAUAUCAUUCGGCUACCGCGUUUGUUCCGAUUCUUGCAACGUCCCUUGGCGCAGUUCAUCUCCACAUUGAGAGCACCCAAAAGUACUGAAGCAUACGCUUCAAUCGGAGGAGGCUCUCCACUGAGAAGAAUCACUGAUGAUCAGGCCGAGGCGCUUGCGAGAGCUCUGGAAGAGAAAAAUCUACCUGCUCGUGUAUAUGUAGGCAUGCGAUACUGGCAUCCUUUUACUGAAGAAGCAAUAGAGCAGAUCAAGGCAGACGGAAUAACCAGACUCGUAGUCCUCCCUCUGUACCCUCAGUUUUCUAUUUCAACAAGUGGUUCUAGCCUUCGCCUUCUCGAAAGCAUUUUCAGAGAAGACGAGUACUUGGUGAACAUGCAGCACACAGUUAUACCCUCUUGGUAUCAACGCGAAGGAUACGUCCAGUCCAUGGCUUCACUUAUAGAGAAAGAGUUAGCAAAGUUUGAACAUCCUGAUGAAGUCAAUAUAUUUUUCAGCGCACAUGGUGUCCCUGUCGCAUAUGUUGAAGAAGCUGGUGAUCCCUAUAAGGCAGAGAUGGAGGAAUGUGUUGAACUUAUCAUGCGUGAGGUCAAGGCGAGAGGGGUUGUGAGCAAACACACUCUAGCUUACCAGAGCCGGGUAGGACCUGUCGAAUGGUUGAAACCUUACACAGAUACUACAAUUGUGGAGCUAGGGAAGAAAGGUGUGAAAAGCCUUUUAGCUGUUCCAAUCAGCUUUGUCAGCGAACACAUCGAAACCUUGGAAGAAAUAGACAUGGAGUACAGGGAACUGGCUCUCGAAUCAGGAAUUGUUAACUGGGGUCGCGUGCCAGCUUUGGGUUGUGAUCCCACCUUCAUUGCUGACUUGGCUGAUGCCGUGCUUGAAGCUCUACCUUACGUGGGGGCUAUGGCUGUAUCUAAUCUUGAAGCUCGCCAGUCACUGGUGCCCUUGGGAAAAGUAGAGGAACUGUUGGCCACAUAUGAUACACAGCGCAGAGAGCUACCGGCACCUGUGGCGGUAUGGGAGUGGGGCUGGACGAAGAGUGCAGAAACUUGGAAUGGACGUGCAGCUAUGCUGGCAGUGUUGGGUUUGUUGGUACUGGAGGUGACAACUGGCCAAGGAGUUCUGCAUCAGUGGGGAAUCUUGCCUCUCUUUCGGUAGGUCAACGUAUAUCUCGUCAACCACGGGAAAGAACUUCUUAGGCGUAGGUCUUUAAUGAAAGGAAAGGAAUCAUGUACAAUCAUUACUUGUCCAUUUAUCACGCUAUGAAGCAGUAGAAGUCACUCAAGUGGAACGCUCAUGCCAACGUGGUCAAAUUUGGACUACAUCUGGAAGCUGCAGCGAUUAUUCUGCAAAUCAGCUCUCUAAUGCUGAUUGUACUGAAGUAGGUUUAGGUCAAAUGUAUCAUGCUGUUGAGGAAGGAAAUUUCUCAUUGUUCUCGUGCUGGUAGGAUGUCUGUAAUACCUGCGUACAAAAGUUUUGGCAUCGGACCUCAUGACGUCACGUCUCCUGACUGGAAAUUAUGUAGAUUAACUACUAGUCACACCAUCCGGUGGGGCCGUGUUCAUGACGAACAUUCCUUUGAUUAUAUAAGUUGCAACAUUUUUUUUCCCCAGAAGUAAUCUCUUUAAGGUGGCCUCAUGUGUCGAGGAUCAAGCGCCUGCAGUUCGCCAAAGAGUGGUAGUGGGAAUAUUCAUUCCCUCUAGAUACGGACUGCCACGGAGAUUAUAUAUAAAAGAAUUGCCUAUCUCUGACUGCUGCAAGUCCAUAGCAACAACAGUACAAUGGGGAGCCCAUAGUAGCUCUCGAGAAUUUAUUCCUUUGGUCUUGAGAUAAAAUCCUGAUGCUGUCUAUCUUCUCUUCACGCUACGGUAGUCUAACAAAAAAAAAGAAAAAAUGCCCUUAAUGCAGGAAUGAUUUCUUAGUAAAACAAGAGAUAAAAUUCGUCACACUAGUUGCGUGAAAAGAUAAUCAUCUGUGAGGAUGACUAUCAGUCGUUCUGUGUAACGUUGUAGAUCAUCACUUGACUAUCGAAGUCAAUUAUCAGUUAAGCAGAAAUUCUUGAUGACAAGUCGAGUCUGCUGAAGUGCCCCAGAUGGCCCGAUGCAAAUAUGGUAUGUCCAGGAAAACCGGUUAUAUGGUGUAUUUAAUCCGACAUGAUUGAUAUAUAUAGAUUUCUAAUUCUGACCGGACACUAAAACUUCUUCUCGAAAGUUGAAUUCAACCCAACUUUUAGCUCAACUUCACAUAUUUUGUUUUCAGCUUUAGUAAGCAUGUCACGAAAGAAUGAGACCAAACCUUUGUCUACAAAGUACACUAUAUGUAAAUUUUUGUUCGCACGUG